CUUCAAACAAAAUUGAGAAUGAUCUGAACAGACGACAACAAUGUCUAGAGUUCGGUAUGAUUGGUCCAGACUCUGUACCGAUCUUCUGAGAUCAAUCCUCGAAAACUUGACUACUAACGAUUUUCAUCGGGCAAGAACCGUCUGCUCAAGCUGGUACUCUGUCUCCACAACAUGUGCGCGACCUCUGUAUCCAUGGCGAAUCCUAUUACGUAAGUCUUCUACUCUGUUAUUCGAUCCUGAACAAGACAAAACUCUCGAAACCGAACAUCCAGGAACCGACUUCUCGAAUAGCUGUGUCGUGGCUAGUUGUAGCAACUGGCUCUUUAUCAUUGAGCCUCGUCUCAGUUUGUAUCUUUUAAAUGUGUUUACUUGCGAGAGAAUCAAUCUUCCAUCGUUGGAGUCAUUGCUUCUAGGUCAAGCUUGCUUUGUUAGUAACACAACCUCUUCGAAUAUAUCUGCUUGUCUUUGGAUGAACGAGAGAACAGGGGACUAUGUUGUGGCUUGGAGUUACAAAGAACAUUACUUGUUCUUACACAAGAAAGGUGAUGAUUCCUGGUGUAACCUUAAAGGCAUACGGUGUAGGUCCAUGGCGUAUAAGGACUACAAGCUUUAUGUGUUUACAUCUGAUGACUCCAUCAAGGUUCUUGAUUUGUCUGGAGAUUUGAUUAAUGAGAUUGUAGACGGGAAUCCAUAUGCUAAUCAUAGGUUUCACUUUGUUUUGCAACGUGGGGAAAACGUGUGGAAGAAGAAAGUAGCGGUUACGAACUCGGGAGAGGUCUUGAUUGUUAUGAGCUUAAAAGGGUUACAAGAGAAACGUUUGUUUUACAUUUUUAAGAUGGAUGUUGAAAGUGGUAAAUGGGAAAGAGUAGAUACUCUUGGAGGUGAGGUGUUGAUAUUUGGACAUGGAGUCACAGUAAGAUCUCCGAUCAAAGAGAUUAACGGUGAGGGAAUCAAGAGUGAUUCAAUCUGUUUCAUUGAUUAUGAUCUUUGGCCAGGUGCAGAAUAUUUUAAUCCCGGGAGGCAAAUUAAAUGCGGUAUCUUCGAUCUUGCCACAAGUACAAUCACAUGGCCUAUAACAUCAGAUGCUUCAGUCUUAAAUAGCUUCUGGUUUGUUCCGGGGUAUGCUUAAAGUCCUAAUCUGAAGAAGGGUUUCAACUUAGAGUCUAGUCUUAAAAAGACUUAUCAGCUGAAGAAUGACAUCUGCUUUGUGGAUUUGUUGAAUCACUUCGAUAGGGUUUUACUGAUUGUCUUUGUAUUUUCGGGUUUAUCAUAUAUGCUUUUGUAAGGAAAUAUGCGGCUUAGAUAUUGGUUGCAAGAAAACUUUAUUUAAAAAAAAACUACCAAACUCAAUCCCAAUCAAGCUA
This is a messenger RNA of Eruca vesicaria subsp. sativa (arugula), 1364 nucleotides long. The record is from the annotation of a GenBank genome assembly. NCBI's taxonomy places the organism in Eukaryota, Viridiplantae, Streptophyta, Magnoliopsida, Brassicales, Brassicaceae.